GCAGUUGCUGAAAUGGAGGCAGAGGUGUGGGAGGCAGAAGGCUACAACCUAGUUCUGGACUCGGACCUGUAUGAUGCGGAUGGCUAUGAUGUCCCAGACCCUGGGCUGCUCACCGAAAAGAAUGUUCCUGCCCGCAGAGUUGACUUUCACGGAGCCGUCGCAGGUCCUGCCCUUUUUGACCAGCAGCCAACAGUGGCAAAGCCUGACCCCGCGCGCCCGCGCCCGCCGGCUGUGGCUGCUUCUGCGCACCAGCCUCCACGAAGUCGUGGAAAAGGAGAAGAGAGCCGAGCUGCGCGCGGCGCGCCUGACGCAUGGGCUGGAACCACUGCGCCGCCUGGAGGUGGCAGCCGGGCUGCGCUCGGUGGCGCAGGACCCGGUGGGUGGACGCUUCGUGGUGCUGGACGGCGCGGGCCGCCUGCACCUGCACAAGGAAGACGGCUGGGCACAGGAGACGCUGCUGGCGCCUGUCCGGCUUACGGGGCUGGUGACCGUGCUGGGCCCGCUGGGUGCCGUGGGCCGUUUUGUAGGCUGGGGCCCCGCGGGGCUGGCAAUUCUGAGGCCCAACCUCAGCCUGCUGUGGCUGAGCGAGCAGGGGGUGGGCAGGGCCCCGGGUUGGGCGCCCACCUGCUGCCUGCCGGUUCCCGACCUCAGGCUGCUGCUCGUUGCGGAGAUGAACAGCAGCCUGGCGCUCUGGCAGUUCCGUUCAGGUGGUCGCCGCCUGGUGCUGCGAGGGUCAGCACUGCACCCGCCCCCGAGCCCAACAGGCAGGCUCAUGCGUCUGGCUGUGGCGCCGGUUCCUCCCCACCACGUCCUGCGCUGCUUCGCGGCCUAUGGCUCGGCCGUGCUCACCUUCGAUCUGCAUGCCUGGACUCUCGUAGAUGUGCGCCGGGAUUUGCACAAAACCACCAUCUCGGACCUGGCUUACUGCGAGGAAGUAGAGGCAAUGGUGACAGCUUCCCGGGACAGCACCGUGAAGGUGUGGGAGGCUGACUGGCAGAUCCGGAUGGUGUUCGUGGGCCACACAGGCCCGGUGACGGCUAUGACUGUGCUCCCGAACACGACCCUGGUGUUGUCGGCCUCGCAGGACGGGACGCUACGCACCUGGGACCUGCAGGCGGCGGCGCAGGUGGGCGAGGUAGCGCUGGGCUUCUGGGGCCAGGACAAGCUGUCCCGGCGCGUGGGCCGUCUGCUGGCGCCGGUGCGCCCGGGCUGGCCGGUGCUGUCCCUGUGCGCGAGCAGCAUGCAGCUGUGGCGCGUACGCGAGCUCUACUCGCCGUUGGCGCAACUGCCCGCCAAGGUGCUCCACGUGCAGGUGGCGCCCGCGUUGCCCGCGCCUGCGCACCAGUCGCUGCCUACGCGCCUCGUGUGCGCGUGCGCCGACGGCUCGGUCUACCUCCUGUCGGCGGCCACCGGGCGCAUAGUGAGCUCACUGCUGCUGGAGCCGGAGGACUGCGCGGCAGCCGUGGCCUACUGCCUGCCGCGCGAGGCGCUGUGGCUGCUGACCAGGGCUGGGCACCUGGUCCGCGCCAACGCGGCGCGCUGCCCCAUGAGCGUGCUGCACCGCGUGUGCCCGCCGCCGCCCCCUGCGCCGCAGCCUUGCUGUCUGCACCUGUACAGCCACCUCACGGAUCUCGAAGGCGCCUUCUCCUCCUGGGAGAUCGUGCGCCAGCACUGGGGCGAGUUGCGCUGCAGCUCUGUGGCCUGCGCCUGGAAGAACAAGAACCGGUACCUGCCAGUGGUGGGGCACACGGACGGCACGCUGUCGGUGCUGGAGUGGCUCUCGUCGAAGACUGUCUUCCAAACGGAGGCGCACAGCCCGGGCCCGGUUGUCGCCAUCGCAUCCACCUGGAACAGCAUUGUGUCUUCGGGUGGGGACCUGACGGUGAAGAUGUGGCGCGUCUUCCCCUAUGCCGAAGAGAGCCUGAGCCUGCUGCGCACCUUCUCCUGCUGCUACCCGGCCGUGGCGCUCUGUGCGCUAGGCAGACGCGUCACCGCGGGCUUUGAGGACCCAGACAGCGCUACCUACGGCCUGGUGCAGUUUGGCCUGGGCGACAGUCCGCGAUUAGACCACCGGCCCCAGGACGACCCCACGGACCACAUCACUGGCCUGUGCUGCUGCCCCACGCUCAAACUGUAUGCCUGCUCCAGCCUGGACUGCACCGUUCGCAUCUGGACUGCUGAGAACCGCCUCCUGCGGCUCCUGCAGCUGAAUGGUGCCCCUCAGGCCCUGGCUUUCUGCAGCAACAGUGGAGACCUGGUGCUGGCGCUGGGAUCCCGCCUCUGCCUGGUGUCCCACAGGCUCUACCUGCCUACAUCCUACCUAGUUAAGAAGAUGUGCCGGAAGGCCCCAGACGUGGUGGACGACCCUCCGCUGCCACUGAUGAGCCAGGAGUCACUGACUUCCGCCCAACUGCAGAGGCUCACCAACCUCCAUGGGGCAGCCAGCCUCAGCGAGGCCUUGUCUCUCAUCCAUCGUCGGAGGGCAACAUCUCAGCACCUGGUGCCGAAGGAGGACUUGGACGCCAUAGUGGCCCGGGACCGAGACCUUCAGCAGUUGAGGCUGGGGCUAGUGGUCCCAGCAGCCCAGCCCCCACCCUCCUGGCAGCAGCGCCAGGAAGGCUUUGACAAUUACCUCCGUCUGAUCUACGGCUCUGGCCUGCUGGGCAUGCAGUCUGGAAGGGGGUCCCAGCAGUGGAGUGCCGGGACCCUCAGAGUGGAGAGAGAGACCCGGGAUGUGUGUGCUGUACCCCAAGCUGCCCACUGUCUUGCCCGGGCUGAGGUCAGCACUGCAGCCCAAACAGUGCCAACAGCCCUGUCCCCACAGGACCUGGGAGCCCUGGGCCAGCACUUCUCCCAGUCUCCCCGAGUCACAGUGCCGAUCCCACCCACCCACCGUAGGGUGCACAGCAAGGCAUCCCAGCUUCUGGCCCGCUCCUCACUGAGCCACUACCUGGGCAUCAGUCUGGAUCUGCAGCUGCAGUUGGAGCAGCUCCGAGGGAGGACGACCAUGGCCCUGGACCUGCCAUCCUCCCACUUGCAGUGCAGGAUCCCACUGCUGCCAAAGAGAUGGGACAAGGAACCUCUCUCUAGCCUCAGGGGCUUCUUUCCUGCCACCGUGCAGCCCCACAAGCACUGCCUGAGGCCCAUCUGCUUCCCCGGCUAUGUGCCCAACUCCGCGGUGCUACAGCAGAUGUGGCUAAAUGCGGAGGUCAGCAGCCUCGGAUCCCCGACUCAGCUCGCCUCCCAGAGAAAGCUCGAGCCAGGGGCAAGCCAGGAUGCCCUGUGGUUGUGGCGCCCCAGGCCAUCCCAAACCCAGUGGCAGAGGAAGCUGCUCCAAUGGAUGGGGGAGAAGCCUGGGGAGGAGGGGGAGGAAGACAAGAAGGAAGAGGAGGAGGAGAAGGAAGACGAGGAGCUGGACUGGGCCUUGGCUUCCCUGAGCCCGCACUCCAACCAGCAGCUGGAUUCCUGGGAACUGGAGGAUCAGAGUGCUGUGGACUGGACCCAGGAGCCCCGGCGGCGCAGCUGCAAGGUUGCCAGGACCCACCCUCAUCCCUGGCACCGUCAUGGGAGUUUGCUCUUGGAUGAGCAUUACGGGCAUCUGCCCAAGUUUCUGCAUUUCUUCAUCUACCAGACCUGGUUCAAAAAGUUGUUCCCCAUCUUCAGCCUGCAGGCAUACCCGGAGGCGGGCACGAUCGAGGGCCUGGCCUCGCUGUUGGUGGCCCUGCUGGAGAAGACCACGUGGGUCGACCGUGUGCACAUCCUGCAGGUGCUACUGAGACUGCUGCCCAACAUGAGCAGUGAUCUCCAAGGCCAGCUGCAGGGCCUGCUCGUACACUUGCUCAACCUGGACCAGCCCCCCAGCCUCCAGGUGUGCCCCUUGUCCUGCCCCCAGUUUUCCUCCCCGCCCACCGGCCCUCAGCAACCACAUCCCCACCGCCUGCCUCAGGACCAGACACAGAAGAAGUUCGUGAUACUGGCGCUGCAGCUGCUCCUGGCCUGCUCCCUGGAGUCCCGGGAUGUGGUGCUGGAGCUCAUGUCCUACUUCCUCUACUCUCCCGUGCACUGCCGGCCAGAGCUCAAGAAGCUGCUGCACGGGCUGGGCCUUCAGGACCCAGAGGGCUUCCUAUUCAAGGAGAUGAUGACCUGGGUCCAGGGCCCAGACCUGGACUCCAAGGCCGGCCUGCGCACUUGCUGCCACCAGAAACUGGAGGACAUGAUCCAGGAGCUUCAGGAGACCCCAUCGCAGACGUCAGUGGUCUCUGGGGCACCCACACGCGCCUCCGUGAUACCCUCGGGCACCUCCUGGUCGGCCUCCGGCAUCUUCGGGAGGCUCUCGCAGGUCUCAGAGGUGCCUUUGAUGGUGGUCUCACCUGCGGAGCCGCACUCUUUAGCCCCGGAGCUCCAGGCCCAGCGGAUGCUGGCACCCAAGCGCAGCUGGGGGACCCCUCAGCUCCGUCUCAGAGUGCUCUCCGAGACGCUGAAGAGCUUCUGCCUGGAGCCCGAGGCCCGCCUGCACCCUGCCGGGCCUGCUCAGCUGCCCGGAGAGCCGCCGCCGCUGGAGGAGACCGACUGGUCGCACUCGCAGCUGCUGGACUUGGGCCCCAUCGACGCGCUCAACUUCUUCUGUGAGCAGCUGCGGGCGCAGCAGCGGAGUUCGCUCCAGGAGAAGGCUGCGCACCCACACCCGCCAGAGCCCUACACGGUGGCGCCGGUGCCCGACAUGGUGGUGCCACCUCCGCGGGAGCACUGGUACCACCCCAUCCUCCGGCUGCAGGAGGCCAAGCCGCAGAGGUCCGCGAGGUCCGCGAUGAGACUGAGGGGCCCCAUGCGGUCCCGGCUCUGUGCGGGCCGCACCCUGGACGGCCCCAUCCGGACGCUGAAGCUGCCGUUGCCGCGUGUGGAGCCGCAGCCUUUCCCCCUGGACUGGCCUAUGCCCCCGCGCCCGCUGCCCCCGCGGCUCCUGCAGCCGGCCCUGCAGCGCUACUUUCUGCCAGCGGACGCGGACCCUGACACCUACAGCUGACCGGACUGGUGGCCUCAGCCCGCCUGGCUCUGGGGCCUGUCAUUGGUAUUUGGCCAAGGCCUGCAUCGGGAAUAAAGUCCAGAGAAUUUCUUUCUGCAGGAUGCCGCCUGCUUUGGAGGGCCCCGGGGUGCGCACGGCGUGUGGGCGUGCGGCCUGAACCCACAGUGGCGGCGGAAGGCAGGAGCCGGAGGCCUGGCGGAGGUGGCCAUCGUGGGCACCAGCGUUCCCGGAGGGGUGGCCGGCCUAGGGCAGAGGAGACCCAUAGCGGGGUACCAUCCGCUGGGCACUGAGCAAACGUUUUCUGCUCAAGUACUAGGUGUUGAGAUGCGGGCUGACCUUAGAGAACGUGUCCUGGGCCAGCCCACAGCCUGGUGUGGAGGGGAGUCCGGGAGGGCCUGGGCGGUCCCAGGAUGAGCCUUCCGGGUCGAUGCAGGUGAGACCAGGAGUUUGCAGACCUUGCUUUCGUUACUUUUAUUCUGGCAAAGAGAAGAAUUGACAAAGGCACCAGGAGCUUUUUUCUGAGCGGCAACGCAGAGCAUCCUCUGACCCCUUUAGCCUGAAAGUCCCUAGGGGAGGGGCUUGGUCCGGAAGGGCUCGGCCUCUGGGCCGGGCCCCUCUGCCCUGUGUGGCCUGGCAGGGCGCAAGACCUGUGCACAGAGUUCUUGGGGCAGCUCUGGGGGGAAUCCCCGGCUUUUACACCUGUCUUUUGUGUUGUCUGAGCAGUGAUUUCCCUCCUGUAUCUGUAGCCUCUGACUUUACUAGUUUCUUCUUGAUGGCUCUGGUUAGAAUCGCUUCUCCACACCUUCCCUGUCACCCCAAACUGUGCGGUGGCUCUUGUUAUGGGGCCACCAAAUGGCUGCUCUUUCCCAGGCCGGUGCUUGACACAGUGGUGCCACCAUCCCAAGAGCAUGGGUGCGCAGGACCGUGCGGGACAGCCAAGUUGCUGGGCCCAGCUGAACCUGCCUCUUCACCUCCAGGCACUACCGCAUCCUCCCACUGCAGAAGGCCAAGGUUCACAGGUGUGCGAUGAGACUGAGGACUGAGUCUGUCACUAGAGGACUUGACACUUUUUAUAAAAAAAAUGAGUAAACCUAGAUACCUCGAUCAGUGUCUAGCGAUGUCAAGGCCCCCAGUUUGGGUUCAAGCCUGCUGGGACAGUCCUGCAGCUGCUGGGUCACAGAGUGGCCAAGGCCCUCUGAUUUUUGGUCAGGACACAGAAAGAUAGCAGGGGGCAGGGGGGGAUCUGAGGGACCCCACAUGACUUACAAUCAGACAAGGUAGGUCAGAGGAUUUCUUUAUGGCUAUCUGUUUUGUUUUGUUUUGUUUUGUUUUGUUUUUUGAGAUGGAGUUUCAGUCUUGUUGCCCAGGCUGGAGUGCAAUGGCGUGAUCUCGGCUCACUGCAACCUCUGCCUCCCGGAUUCAAGCAAUUCUCCUUCCUCAGCCUCCUGAGUAGCUGGGAUUACAGGCAUGUGCCACCACGCCCAGCUAAUUUUGUAUUUUUAGUAGAGAUGGGGUUUCAUCACGUUGACCAGGCUGGUCUCGAACUCCUGACCUCAGGUGAUCCGCCUGCCUCAGCCUCUCAAAGUGCUGGGAUUACAAGCAUGAGCCACUGUGCCCAGCCUUCUUUAUGGCUAUCUCCAAGACAGCAAAGGCAGGGGAAAGUCCUGCCUUGGGGAGAAAAAGGAGGGUGGGAAAAGGUCAAAGAGAAAGAUGCUGUUGUCUGAGUCUUGCCUCUGAGGCCUAAGUUCCCCAACAUUAUAACAAGGGAUAUGGGAGUUAUAAGCCAGGAACUGUGGAUGGAAACCAAUGACAGAUAUCAUAAUAUCACACCCACACAUCAGGCAAGAGACUUGUUCCUUAAAAAUUAUCUAGUUUAGCCGAGCGUGGUGGCUCACACCUGUAAUCCCAGCUACUUGGGAGGCUGAGGCAGGAGAAUCACUUGAACCCAGGAGGUGGAGGUUGCAGCAAGCAGAGAUCACACCACUGCACUACAGCCUCGGCAAUAGAGCGAGACUCUGUGUCAAAAAAAAAAAAA
This is a messenger RNA of Homo sapiens (human), 7058 nucleotides long. It is a transcript of the gene WDR97, whose product is annotated as WD repeat domain 97. NCBI's taxonomy places the organism in Eukaryota, Metazoa, Chordata, Mammalia, Primates, Hominidae. The coding region runs from base 71 to 5023 and encodes 1650 amino acids. The record is from RefSeq and is a predicted model, not a curated record. The transcript has 23 exons.